Messenger RNA from Trichoderma aggressivum f. europaeum, 921 nucleotides. RefSeq lists its product as uncharacterized. The record is from RefSeq and is a predicted model, not a curated record. Gene Ontology annotation, cellular component: nuclear exosome (RNase complex); cytoplasmic exosome (RNase complex). NCBI's taxonomy places the organism in Eukaryota, Fungi, Ascomycota, Sordariomycetes, Hypocreales, Hypocreaceae. Gene Ontology annotation, molecular function: mRNA 3'-UTR AU-rich region binding. The transcript is spliced from 2 exons. Gene Ontology annotation, biological process: U4 snRNA 3'-end processing; TRAMP-dependent tRNA surveillance pathway; nuclear polyadenylation-dependent rRNA catabolic process. The coding region runs from base 1 to 921 and encodes 306 amino acids.
AUGCCCCGAGAAGCAGAGCCGUCAUUAAGCGAGCGGACUUUUACCCUCCAGGCUAUCAGCGAAGGGUUGAGAUUAGACGGCCGAAAACUCGACCAAUUUAGAUCUUUGGAACUCAGCUUUGGUGAUGACUAUGGCGUGGCAGAUGUGAAGCUGGGGAAGACAAGGCAGGUCCAAUUCAUAUUCGACAUACCUUACACUGCUACAGUACUGGCCAAAGCAUCAGCGGAAGUCACAGUGCCGUUCCCUGAUCGGCCCUUUGAUGGCAUCUUUCAAAUCACUUCAGAGCUCGGCCCCAUGGUGGCCCCUUCGUUUGAAGUCAACCGUCCCACUGAAACCGAAGUCUUGCUCGCCAGACUCCUUGAAAAGACCGUCCGGAGAUCGGGAGCCCUGGAUACGGAGUCGCUCUGCCUCGUCGCCGGGCAAAAGUGCUGGUCCGUCAGAAUCGAUCUUCACGUUUUAUCCGCCGACGGCAGCCUCAUCGACAGCUCAUGCUUCGCCGUCGUGGCCGCGCUGAGGCACUUCCGAAAGCCCGAUACCAGCAUGGAAGGCGAGACGCUCACCAUCUACACACCUGCGGAGCGUGAGCCCGUGCCGCUGAGCUGGCUGCAUUCUCCAUUCUGCACGACGUUUGAUUUCUUUGGCGAGGACGGCGAGAUAGUAUUGGUGGACACUACAUGGCUGGAGGAACAGCUGCGGGUGGGCAGCUGCACGUUCAGUCUCAACAAGCACGGCGAGAUAUGUCAGAUUUCAAAGCUCGGAGGCAAGCCUAUAGAGGCUACGCUGAUCAUACAGUGUGCUCAGAUGGCCCUGGCAAAAGCAAAAGAGUUUACGGACUUGGUGGACAGGAAACUGGCGGAGGAUGCCAAGAGGAGAGACAAGGGUGGCCUGAUGGCUGAGCUAUCUGCGGAAAAUGAGAGAUGA